Penicillium chermesinum is the source of this 666-nucleotide messenger RNA. It is a transcript of the gene tpcF, whose product is annotated as glutathione S-transferase tpcF. The coding region runs from base 1 to 666 and encodes 221 amino acids. NCBI's taxonomy places the organism in Eukaryota, Fungi, Ascomycota, Eurotiomycetes, Eurotiales, Aspergillaceae. The record is from RefSeq and is a predicted model, not a curated record. The transcript has a single exon.
AUGACAUCCAACAUCCUCCCAAUCCAAGUCUGGGGCAAAGGCGGUCCCAAUCCUCCCAAGGUCGCUUUCCUCCUCGAGGAACUAAACCUCCCGCAUGAAUUCCAACCCAUCACCCUGGCCGAGGUCAAAACCCCAGCGUACCUGGCCGUCAACCCCAACGGCCGCCUCCCAGCAAUCUAUGACCCAAACUCCGGCCUCACCCUCUGGGAAUCUGGCGCUAUCGUCGAAUACCUCGUCGAGCGAUACGACACGUCCCGCAAAAUCAGCUUCGAGCCCGGCUCUAACGAAGCUCAGCUCGCCCGGCAAUGGCUGUUCUUCCAGGCCUCCGGCCAAGGUCCGUACUUCGGGCAGGCGGUGUGGUUCAAGAAGUUCCAUUCUGAGCCCGUGCCCAGCGCUGUCGAGCGCUAUGUGAAGGAGAUCAACCGGGUUACGGGCGUCGUGAAUGAUUUCUUGGGUAAGCAGGAGAAGGGCGAGGGCGGACCGUGGUUGGUUGGGGGACGGGUUUCGUAUGCGGAUCUGGCGUGGGUGAGUUGGCAGCUUAUGGUGACGAAGUUUAUCCAGGUGGAAGAUGGAUAUGAUGUGAAUAACUUCCCUUUUGUGAAAGAUUGGUUGGAUCGUAUGCGGGCUCGGGAGUCGGUUAGCAAGGUUAUCAAGGAAGUUCUGUAG